ACUAGAAAGAAAACCGGGUGGGGGGAAUGAGAAUGAUAGUGUAGUCAGUAGUGUGUCUAUGUGCAAAAAAAGUCACUACACACGCAUCAAAUAUGCGCACGAACCACCAUCACUACUCUUCCGCUUCUUGUUAGUGUGCGCACUUGUUGCCUUGCGUGCGCCGGUAGCGCAAUACCCUACCCUACGCACCCCCACCACGCACCUCACUAACGACAGCACCACCAUCCUCCACCACCACCAUCACCCUUACAUAAAUCGCAGCAGAGCGCAGAUCUCGCGUUCUUCCAAUCGCUCACGCAUGUCGAAGGCGCGUGUCUACACCGACGUCAACGUUCUCCGCCCCAAAGAGUACUGGGACUAUGAGUCCCUCAACGUUCAGUGGGGUGAUCAAGAUGAUUAUGAGGUUGUAAGAAAAGUGGGAAGGGGGAAGUAUAGUGAGGUUUUUGAAGGCAUAAAUGUUAACAGCAACGAGCGGUGUAUAAUCAAGAUCCUCAAGCCUGUCAAGAAGAAGAAGAUUAAGAGAGAGAUAAAAAUACUUCAGAACCUCUGUGGGGGCCCAAAUAUUGUCAAGCUUCUUGAUAUUGUUAGAGAUCAACACUCUAAAACUCCUAGCUUAAUAUUUGAGUAUGUCAACAGUACAGAUUUUAAAGUUUUGUAUCCAACCUUGACUGAUUAUGACAUACGCUAUUACAUAUAUGAGCUUCUUAAGGCCUUGGACUACUGCCAUUCACAAGGCAUAAUGCAUAGAGACGUCAAGCCUCAUAAUGUUAUGAUAGAUCAUGAAUUACGAAAACUUCGAUUGAUAGAUUGGGGUCUUGCUGAAUUUUAUCAUCCUGGAAAGGAGUAUAAUGUUCGUGUGGCAUCAAGAUACUUUAAGGGCCCUGAACUUCUAGUUGAUUUGCAAGACUAUGACUACUCAUUAGACAUGUGGAGCCUUGGCUGCAUGUUUGCUGGAAUGAUAUUUCGGAAGGAGCCUUUCUUUUAUGGUCAUGACAAUCAUGAUCAGCUUGUCAAAAUAGCCAAGGUACUUGGGACUGAUGAAUUGAAUGCAUACCUGAAUAAGUAUCACCUGGAGCUUGAUCCUCAACUUGAUGCACUUGUUGGAAGGCACAGUCGCAAACCCUGGUCAAAAUUCAUCAAUGCAGAUAACCAGCAUCUUGUGUCUCCAGAGGCUAUUGAUUUUCUUGAUAAGCUCCUUCGGUAUGAUCACCAGGACAGGCUAACGGCAAGAGAAGCAAUGGCACAUCCAUAUUUCUCUCAGGUAAGAGCUGCAGAAAGUAGCAGAAUGCGGACACAGUAACUUCAUCAUAUUGAUCCAUGAACUUUUGUGGUUCAUACAUGUGGGACUGUUUUAUAGUACCCUAACAUGCAGCAUGGUUGCCUUGUGUUGAUUAUAGUUGGUUAGUUUUCUUGUGCAAUGUAACAAUAUCAAUAUGUUGUUUCUUUUGAAUAAUUUGAUAAUCGUUUAAAAUUGUAAUUCUAUAUUAAAGAAGUUUGUGAUUAUA
Messenger RNA from Arachis stenosperma, 1505 nucleotides. Its product is annotated as casein kinase II subunit alpha-2-like. The transcript is spliced from 10 exons. The record is from RefSeq and is a predicted model, not a curated record. Lineage: Eukaryota; Viridiplantae; Streptophyta; Magnoliopsida; Fabales; Fabaceae. Gene Ontology annotation, molecular function: protein serine/threonine kinase activity; ATP binding. Gene Ontology annotation, cellular component: protein kinase CK2 complex; nucleus; cytosol. Bases 59 to 1300 code for a protein of 413 amino acids. Gene Ontology annotation, biological process: protein phosphorylation.